Messenger RNA from Harpegnathos saltator (Jerdon's jumping ant), 1190 nucleotides. RefSeq lists its product as uncharacterized. The record is from RefSeq and is a predicted model, not a curated record. Bases 1 to 1122 code for a protein of 373 amino acids. Lineage: Eukaryota; Metazoa; Arthropoda; Insecta; Hymenoptera; Formicidae. The transcript is spliced from 4 exons. Gene Ontology annotation, cellular component: nucleus. Gene Ontology annotation, molecular function: transcription regulator activity.
AUGAAGAAAGGAAUAUUGAGAACGCGACAGCGCUUGCGUGCGGCCGGGAUUUAUUUGCGCGGCGCGGAAAGACGGAAGCACCGUGUAACUAGGUCAGUCGCGGACGGCGGCGACGACGACGACGACGACAACGACGACGACGACGAUGACGAUGACGACAACGACGGCAAGAGGAAAAAAAAGAGACCUUGUCCAUUAUAUAACUCUAAAAUGACAUUGGAGGAGGACCUGGUGAUACGCAGGAGCCGACCCACGAUGAUUUCCGCCAAGUAUCGCGCUCGUGAGGAACGCCGCCGCUUACUGAAGAUCUCCGCCGUGAAGCUCAGGAGGAUCGAGGAUCCUGAGGCGAGCCUGUGCAGAUCGGUGCUGAUAAAUAAUGCGGUGCGACGACUGCAGCGUGAGAAUCGAGAUGAGAAGACGCGAAAUUACGGGCUUCCGGUAGUGUCGUACAUGGACGACGCGAGCAAGGAGAACAGCGUCGCCAGCAACCUCAUCGCCGACGUAACGGACGAAGAGGCGUCGUCGAGGAAAAGGUUGGCCGAUGACUCGAGGAACGAUAUGCUGAGCCCUAAGAGGCAGAGGCACGACGACCUGGAUCUGCAGGACGAUGUAUUCAACGACUUCUACAUCCUGUCGCACUCGUCGCUACUUUCGCACAUCGACGACCUCCAGGACGUGCACACGUCGAAUCAUUCGAUGGUGAACAGCUACACGGAGGAUCGUCUGGGCGGUCUGACGGACGUGCGACCCGGCAGCACCGACAACGGCAGCAACCACGCCAGCACGACGACUAACGGCGACGCUAUUAACGGCGUGAACUGCUGCAGUAGCACGCUUCUUGGAUUUCCCGCGGUCCUCGACGACGACGCGAGCGCACAGCUAUCACGACCGGGCGACACCACGAUGGACGUGAGCGAUGUAGUGGAUCCCGAUCGAAUCUGCGACUUCGCCCGGUUUGCCGACUCGGCGAAAACGCUGGAGGAGCGGCUGGCCGAGCUGCAGUCGUUGGAUGAGCACCAGUUCGAUCUCACCAAGUUCGAGCGCAACAACAACCAGAGUUGCGGCCGCGCCUUUCACGACAUACAGACCUUCCACAGUUUGGUACCGGGGCUGGAGACCUAGACGACGGCGAUGCACCUGGAGCAUCGGUCUGACCUGGCACCGUCGUCUUCGUUGUCGUUGUCGUCGUC